Messenger RNA from Spinacia oleracea (spinach), 921 nucleotides. RefSeq lists its product as uncharacterized. The transcript has a single exon. Bases 1 to 921 code for a protein of 306 amino acids. The record is from RefSeq and is a predicted model, not a curated record. Lineage: Eukaryota; Viridiplantae; Streptophyta; Magnoliopsida; Caryophyllales; Amaranthaceae.
AUGAAAAUAAUCUCAUGGAACUGCCGGGGAACUAAUGACGUUCGUUCUCUAGUUGUUCCUUAUGUGGUUUGGUUAAAGGAAUAUUUUGCUCCCAUGUUCAUAUUUCUGUCAGAAACUAAGGCUAGUUUAUCUAAUGUAGAAUCCUUAGUUAGGAGUUGUAAACCUACUUUUGUAUGUGGAAUUGACUCAAUAGGGUCCAAGGGUGGUUUAGCAGUUUUAGGAUGGUGCCCAUAUAAUGUCUUUUGUCUUUUCUCCUCCCAAAAUCUAGUGCUUUGUAAAAUUGUAGUGGAUAGUACGAAUGAAAUGGAAAUUCUCCUUGUGUAUGGAGCUCCUAAUGUAGAGGUUAGGCUUGCUGUUUGGGGUAAGAUGCUAGAUCUUAUACUCGCCUUUCCUACUUGUCUAGUUCUUGGAGAUUUCAACCAACUUGACCUUUUCUCAGACAAAUUGGGAGGGUCUUCUUCUAUUAAGGGGUGGGAGGCAUUUAUUCAAUGGAAAUUGGCCUCGAACUUAUCAGAUGUCCCUUUCUCUGGUCCUCCUUUUACGUGGUCUAAUAAAAGAGAGGAUACAGAUUUGAUAUUGGAAAGAUUGGAUAGGGCUUAUAUGUCUACUGACUGGUUUUUAAAAUUUCCAGAUAGUAGAGUAACUAAUCAACCAAUACUUAUAUCAGACCAUGCUGCCAUUGUUUUUGAAACCUCGCACUUAGGUUUGAAGAAACAUAGACCAUACCAACUUGAAGCUUGGUGUUUACUAUUCUCUGAUAUUGCUUCUAUUGUGGAAGAAGUUUGGAAUUUGGUUAUAGUGGGCUCUCCAAUGUUCACUCUUUCGAGGAAAUUAGGUUUAGCUCGUAAUCGAAUUCGUAAUUGGUGUCUUAAGAAUAAGAAAUCUAGGGGAUUAACUAGCAACAAUUCUCUGACCAUGUGA